AUGCGCUCAGCAGCGGGGCUGUUCUACACGGCCGUCUUUGCCUUUAUGGGCUUGGCCGACGCCGAAAGCCAUGGGACCAAAACAACUGACAUGGCCAACAAGUGCGCAAUCGAGCCCUCGGCUAUGGUAUCAGAUGCCUGUAUCUCCUAUGGCACCGUCAACAAACUCAACGACGAGAUCUACUCCCUCCUUCAGGGCCUCACCCAUGAAACCGACUUCUUUUCCUACUACCGAUUAAACCUCUUCAACAAAGAAUGCCCCUUCUGGAACGAUGCGAACAGCAUGUGUGGGAAUAUCGCCUGCUCUGUGAACACUAUCGAGUCCGAGGAAGAUAUCCCGCCUAUCUGGCGUGCGGAAGAGCUGAGCAAGCUGGAGGGUCCCAAGGCUAAGCACCCACCCCGCAAAGUUCAAGCUGAGCGUCCCAAGGAGCGUCCGCUUCAGGGAAAGCUUGGCGAGGGUGUCGGUGAGAGUUGCGUGGUCGAGUACGACGACGAGUGUGACGACCGUGACUACUGUGUCCCCGAGGACGAGGGCUCAGCGGGUAAAGGUGACUACGUGAGCUUGGUGGAUAACCCCGAGCGGUUCACGGGAUACUCCGGCGCUGGCGCACACAUGGUCUGGGACGCCAUCUACCGAGAGAACUGCUUCAUGAAGACCAUUGCCGAUCAGCUGGAGGACCAGUCGCUCAACGCGCCGAUAGGCGGGCUCCAGGCCUUUUCGGACUUCCGCGAUGUGAUCCAGAAGGAGGCACGUCUGGAAGGGUUGCCUUUGGAUAAUGAGUGUUUGGAGAAGCGAGUCUUCCACCGGCUCAUCAGCGGUAUGCACGCGUCCAUCUCGACGCAUCUCUGCUGGGACUACCUCAACCAGACGACCGGACAGUGGCACCCCAACAUGCAGUGCUUCAAGGAGCGCCUGUACGACCACCCGGAGCGAAUCUCCAACAUGUACUUCAACUACGCGCUUGUCUCGCGCGCCGUCGCCAAGUUGCGCAAGCACCUGCAAAGCUACACCUUUUGUACCAGCGACCCUGAACAGGAUGCCGACACCAAGGAGCGGGUCAACCAGCUCGCGGAGAUUCUGUCGCGGCCGCCUCAGAUCUUCGACGAGAACCUUAUGUUCCAAGAUCCCAGCGCAGUGGUCCUGAAGGAGGACUUCCGCAACCGCUUCCGCAACGUCAGCCGACUGAUGGACUGUGUGGGCUGCGACAAGUGCCGGCUCUGGGGCAAGGUGCAGGUCAACGGAUACGGGACCGCGCUGAAGGUGCUAUUCGAGUACGACGAGACCAAAAACGGCGAGAACCCACCCAUGCGCCGUACCGAGCUGGUGGCUCUGAUCAACACGCUCGGCCGUAUCUCGCACAGUCUGGCAGCCGCGCGCAGCUUCCACGAAGCGAUUGAGGCUGGUGAGGAAUACCCGGCACCUAUUCGAUUUAACGCGCCUGUGACAGGAGACCCAAUCGAAGCGAAGGAAAGAGAACAGAAACAGGCAACGAGGCGUUUAAGACGUGACGAAUCUGGCAAUAUCUACUGGGAAACGAUAGAUUCCGAAUUCGUCUACGGACGCGAGAAAAUGGACCGCUAUCCAUGGGAACACCCGCCACGAAAUGAAGACGCAACUUUUCUUGACGAUAUCAAGGCCGAGUUCGGCGUUGUAUGGGACACGACGGUGUAUGUCCUGAAGAGCUGGAUUGAUAUUCCGCGGACGCUCUUCGAAAUUUCUCUUUGGGAAGGCCAGCGUCUGUAUGCUUUCUGGCUCGGUCUGCCUAUGCCACCUCGCCCAUGGAAGCUCCAGGCUCCAGGGUCCAAGUCGGCCCCUCGCCCCCAGAGCCAGCACAGCGAACUGUGA
Penicillium cinerascens is the source of this 1845-nucleotide messenger RNA. RefSeq names its product ER oxidoreductin. Gene Ontology annotation, biological process: protein folding in endoplasmic reticulum. The record is from RefSeq and is a predicted model, not a curated record. The transcript is spliced from 3 exons. Bases 1 to 1845 code for a protein of 614 amino acids. Gene Ontology annotation, molecular function: FAD binding; protein-disulfide reductase activity; thiol oxidase activity. Gene Ontology annotation, cellular component: endoplasmic reticulum membrane; endoplasmic reticulum. Lineage: Eukaryota; Fungi; Ascomycota; Eurotiomycetes; Eurotiales; Aspergillaceae.